AUGCCGACACCCGUCAACGGGACGGAUCAGGCCGUGUUGAAGCGGGUGGCGGUCCCGGACAAGGACUCGCUGCGGGGGAUGCGCACCGAGGUCGAAACCAUGAAGCGCCUCAAGGGCCACCGCGCCAUUGUCACCUACAUCGACUCGCACGCCUCGGAGCUGCGCGGCGGCGGCUACGAGGUCUUCCUGCUCAUGGAAUACUGCAACGGCGGUGGGCUGAUCGACUUCAUGAACACGCGCCUGCAGCAUCGCCUGACCGAGCCCGAGAUCCUCAACAUCUUCGCCGAUGUUGCCGAGGGCGUCGCCUGCAUGCACUACUUGCGCCCAGCGCUCCUACACCGCGAUCUGAAAGUCGAAAACGUGCUCAUCACCAUGGUCGGGUCCGCCCGCAAGUUCAAGCUCUGCGAUUUCGGAUCGGCAGCCCCCCCGCGCGCCGCGCCCACCACCACCGCCGAGUGCCGCGCCAUGGAUGAGGACGUGCAAAAACACACGACCAUGCAAUACCGGAGUCCGGAGAUGGUCGAUGUCUAUAGGAAACAGCCCAUCGACGAGAAGUCCGACAUCUGGGCGCUCGGCGUCUUGCUCUACAAGCUUUGCUACUACACUACGCCGUUUGAGGAGCAGGGGCAACUUGCCAUUCUUAAUGCGAGCUAUCGGUUCCCCAGCCACCCUGCCUUUUCCGACAGGCUUAAGGGGCUCAUUGCCUGGAUGCUGCGCGAGAACCCGCAGGUCAGACCCAAUAUUUAUCAGGUGCUCCGUGAGGCUUGCGCAAUGCAAAACCGAGAGCCUCCGGUCAAGGAUAUUUACUCAAGCAAAUCGCAAGCGGACGCCCACCGGCGCGACCAACCUCUGCCCGACCCCCAUGGGGCCAAGUCGCCGCCGGCCGUCGGCGCCGUCUUCUCCCCACAACCCACCCACCACCAACCGGUGGUUCCCGAAGUUGAGCGCAUGCGACGGGGAAGGGUGCCUGUUGCCCAGUCGCCGCAGCCGAACCGGCCCAGUCCGUCUCCCGGCAAGGUGACCGACGGCGACCCCUUCGCUGCCCUUGACUCCAGGGCCGUUGUGAAGGGCGAUGAGCUGUCCAGCAAGUUCCCAACCCUCGACCAAUUCUCUCUGCUUCACGACAAAGGCCAGAAGUUCGAGUUCGACGACGGCUUGACCAACUCGCCACUACAGCCAAAGGAUCUGUCCCAGCGGGUUGCCGAAAGAUUGGCAGAUGAGGCGUUCCAAGUGAAGCCCCCUCCCUCCUCCGCGCCCGCUGCACCAAGCCCGAGGCAGUCUAUGGAUAUUAGCAGACCAAACCCGUCGGUCAUGUCUCCGCCCCUUAAAUCAGCCACCGCUCCCUCAAAACCGCGCGAGGUCAGCCGUGCAUCAACCAUCAUCUCGAACACCCCUGAACUACAGGCUCUCUCACAAACACCGCCCCCACCUCCCAAGCCGACCAUGGUGUCAAUAGGGACCAUGACGUCCCCGUCCCUAGAACAAGUUGCGCCGUACCAAAUCCAGCGUUUCCCUCCCAGUGAUCGUCACCGAGCGGCCAGUGUCCCUCGGCCGGCACUGACUAACCAAAACCCACCGCCCCCUGGCGAAGCAAUGGGUUCUCGGACGCCUUCGUUCCAGGGCGUGGUUGCCCAACAAACACACGCACGCCACCCCUCAUCGUCGAGGCCGUCAUUAGAAGGCGGAAGGCCGAACCUGGAGCAACUGGGAUCCGGUCAGGCCCGGGAAACAAGAGCCAAGUCUCCUGCUCUGCCCUCUCCGAGGCUCUCGUUAGAGAGGAGCCAACCGCCAAGCCCGGACGAAGAGACAAACAUCGAAUCCAACGUGGACUUCCUCCGCGCGAUGGAGGACUGGGAUCCGAAGAAGGACAAGUUCGCCAAGCAGCACCCCAAGCGAGGCAGUCUCUCGUCGCUCGGCGCCGGCACCAAAAACAUCCUCGCCGGCAAGUUCGGCGAUGCCUUCAAGCGCUUCGAGGCCAACACGACCGGGCCACCCCAACCGCGCACACCGUCUCCACUCAAAGACCUCGAACACCACGAUCGCCACACUCUCACGCCUAUCGCCGGAUCCGAGGCCGUCGACGGCCGCAGCGACGAUGGCCAGUCACCGGAAUGGGAAGACAUGACGCCUGAAAUGCGCCGCGAGCAGGAGGCGCGCAUGCUCGCGCAAGAGGAAGCACGCGUGGCCGCCGCACAGGCCGAGUACAGACAGCGCGUAGGCCAGCGAACCGGUGGUGGUGGUCCGCCCGUACCCCCACCCAAGAGCAUCGGCGGCGUCUCACGCGUCGCCUCCAUCCAGAACAAGGUCCAAAGCCUUAUCGACGAGAGCAACCGCGCCUCCACCACAAUCCCGCGCACCGCUCAGGGCUAUGGCCACUACUCCGACGCCGCCGCCGCCCCUCCCAACCCCAACUCCAACCAGCCGAGCGAAGGCGCCCACAACAAACCAGCCGUCCCGCGGAAACCCACGGGCGGGGGCGGGCAGCCACCGCAACCGCAACGCCCGUCGGCAGCGAUAGGCGUCGAGCCCUCCGCCACCGGCCGAACCAUGGCCGCCACCACCACCGGCAGCAACCGGCCGCCGGCCCCGCCGAAACCCACCCACCUCAACAAGCCUCUACCAGGCGGACGCCCCCCGUACCCCGCCAAAAUGACCCCGCUCAUGCCGGACCUGUCGGCCAACGCGCGGGGCCUGUCGUCGCCCAAGCUCAGAGUGCCCUUCUUCCACCAACGCUGUUGCAGGGAGUAG
This is a messenger RNA of Chaetomium globosum CBS 148.51, 2748 nucleotides long. RefSeq lists its product as uncharacterized. The coding region runs from base 1 to 2748 and encodes 915 amino acids. Gene Ontology annotation, cellular component: cytoplasm. Gene Ontology annotation, biological process: peptidyl-threonine phosphorylation; actin filament organization; protein autophosphorylation. Gene Ontology annotation, molecular function: ATP binding; protein serine/threonine kinase activity. The transcript is spliced from 4 exons. NCBI's taxonomy places the organism in Eukaryota, Fungi, Ascomycota, Sordariomycetes, Sordariales, Chaetomiaceae. The record is from RefSeq and is a predicted model, not a curated record.